This is a messenger RNA of Fusarium subglutinans, 267 nucleotides long. RefSeq lists its product as uncharacterized. The transcript has a single exon. The record is from RefSeq and is a predicted model, not a curated record. NCBI's taxonomy places the organism in Eukaryota, Fungi, Ascomycota, Sordariomycetes, Hypocreales, Nectriaceae. The coding region runs from base 1 to 267 and encodes 88 amino acids.
AUGAGAUACCAGAGUCUCGGUCUUGUUUUCGCCAUUAUACUGGCCUUCUUCACCCUCCACGGAGCGAUUGAUAUCCGCUCCAGCGCCCAACAGGACAGCAUGUCCUCGACAAGUCUCGCCCCCAAUGCCGAAGUCCCUAGGGAGAUGGGAACUCUCACGAUCGAUGGCUCUCUUGAGCUUGAAACUCUCUUUUUCUUCAUCGGUCGCCCUCUGGCGAUAUCAAUAGCUAGCAAGAGAAGCUCAGACCCUAAACUCUACUCAUUUUAG